CUAGAAAGAAACCACUUUGUCUCUUCCCAAGAUCUAAUCUAAUCACAUUUCCCUCUUUUAUCUUCAACUUCUCUUCUUUUUUCUUCAUUUUAGAUACAUAGAUAGAUCUCUCUCUUGCCUUUCGCUUUAGCUACUUUAAUUUUCCCUCUUCAAUUUAUUCCACUUACUAUUUUUGUUUAUGAGUGAGAAAUUAUUGAAAUUAAUGCAAUAAUAUGGGGAAGAAUAAGCCAAAUUGGUUUUCUAAUGUCAAGAAAGCUCUUAGCCCUGACUCUAAACAAAACAAACAUCAGAAUUCAAGUGGAUCAAAGAAGAAAUGGUUUGGGAAGAAAAAAUUGAACACUUCAGAUUCAUAUCCAGAAACUGAUCAAGCACCUCCUUUUCAUCCACCUGAGGCUGAGGAGGAGAUUAUUUUAACUCAUGUUCAGAAUCAAAACAAUCAUGAUCAUGUUGAAGUUGUACCAGAUGUGGAUGUUGAUGUACCUGUUCCUGAUGUUCAGAUAGAAACUGUUGAGGUUCAAGCCGCUCCAAUUGUUCAGGUUGCUAGUAAACCGAAUGAUGAAGUUGCGGCAAUCAUGAUUCAAACCACUUUUCGGCGAUACUUGGCAAGAAGAGCAUUUCGGGCUUUAAGGGGGCUGAACAGGUUAAGAGCACUAAUGGAAGGGCCAGUGGUAAAACGUCAAGCCAUUAGUACCCUCCGCUCUAUGCAGACUUUAGGUCAUGUGCAAUCCCAGAUUCGUUCGAGGCGGGUCAGGAUGUUAGAGGAGACUCAAGCUCUGCAAAAACAGCUCUUACAGAAGCACACAAAAGAACUAGAGAUACAGAUUGGGGAGGAAUGGGAUGAAAGCAUACAAUCAAGAGAGCAAAUUGAAGCCAAGUUACUAAGCAAGUACGAGGCUACGAUGAGAAGAGAAAGAGCAAUGGCUUAUUCAUUCACUCAUCAGAAAAACGGGCGGAAUGCAUCGAAAUCUAUAAAUCCAAUGUUCAUGGAUCCAACCAAUCCUAGUUGGGGAUGGAGCUGGUUAGAACGUUGGAUGGCAGCCAACCAAAGCCUGAUGGAAAAGGAGAACAAUUCAUCUGCAAAAAGUUCAAUCCGUGGCAUUACCAGUGCUGAAAUCAGCAAAUCAUUUGCUCGUUUCCAGCUCAAUUCCGAAAAUCAUUCUCCAACAGCGAGCCAAAAUCCAGGUUCACCUAACUUCCAAUCCAACUCAAAGCCUCCCAAGCCAGCAAUUGUCAAGAAACUGAAUAAGGCUAGUCCAAAGGUUAGCUGUAUUAUGGAUGAUGACACCAAAAGCAUGACUAGUGUGCAGUCGGAGCGAGUCCGGAGGAGGCACUCCAUUGCUGGAUCAAUAGUGAGGGAUGAUGAAAGUCUUGCAAGCUCUCCAGCUGUUCCAAGUUACAUGGUGCCAACUAAGUCUGCAAAAGCCAAGUCCAGGUUGCAAAGUCCAUCAGCUGCAGAGAACAGUACUCCAGAAAAAGGGUCCUUUGGAAAUGCAAAGAAACGGCUUAACUUCCCGGCUUCUCCUGCCAGAUCAUCAAGGCGGCAUUCAGGCCCACCAAAGGUAGAAAGCAGCUUAAAUGCAGAAAUUACUGUUGGCAACGGCGUGGCUGUUUGAUUAUAUAACCUGAGGAAAAGAAUGCAAAGCACUCCACUAGUAAUGGAAUUAUAUCAUGGAAGAAAUAAGAAAAGUUCGUUUGCAGUUUCCAUUUUUUAUUUUAUUUAUUCAUCCAAAUUUAUGUGUAGCUUAUCAUUUCCUUGGAGGCUGUUUUCUUUACUAUGUUCAUCUAUAUUUGUAUUUUCAUGUAUUUAUUUACUCACAAAUGUGGUUCAUGAUGGUAUUGUGACAGAAGAACAAGUGAGCUGUCAGAAAUCCUUGAGAGCAUUCCCAUUUGGAACUGUUAUCAUUCUGUUAUCUUCAUUCUUGUGAUAUAAAAUGUAUAUUUAAUUUAAUUGAUGACCUCAUUUCUUAUUUGUGAUUUUUUA
Medicago truncatula (barrel medic) is the source of this 1981-nucleotide messenger RNA. Its product is annotated as protein IQ-DOMAIN 1. The coding region runs from base 213 to 1613 and encodes 466 amino acids. Gene Ontology annotation, molecular function: protein binding. The transcript is spliced from 5 exons. The record is from RefSeq and is a predicted model, not a curated record. Lineage: Eukaryota; Viridiplantae; Streptophyta; Magnoliopsida; Fabales; Fabaceae.